CUCGGUCUCCGUUAGUUGAACGUUUUUUUUAGUACAUUUUGAACUAAACUUUUAUUUCGAUAAUAUUUGGUGACCACUUUUCGUUUAAAAUUUUUCAUAUAAACACGAUUACUUGUUAUUAAAAAAAUUAUUAAAUAAAAAAGUGUUUCUUAACUUUAUUGGAAUAUCAAAUUUGCAAUGAUGAUAUCAAUAAGUGUUUGAGAUUUCGCGUUGGUGUUGUUGUUAUGUUGAACAUCGCGGGUUGUGGUAUUAGUGAUCGGCCGUUUUUGCUACUGUUUGAUGUCACCUUAUAGCCGAUACCGGCCACUGCCGGGAUCCGAUGGAUUAACGACUGUCCUGCAGCCCGAUCGGCCCUCGCAGGGCUGCAGGUCCGCUUCUUCCGGAUCUACUCACGCUUGUAGAUUCUUGAGAUGGUUUGCCAAAUUUAGCCCGCAACCUGUUAAUAAGCAAAGAGUGGGAAAGGAAUCAUUUGAAGGGGUCUUGGACAUGGCCGCUACGGAGAAUACGAUCCGUUUCAGUGUCCACACCCUGGACAAAGCAACCAAAGCUAAAGUCACUUUAGAAAACUAUUAUUCGAAUUUAAUAGCGCAGCACGUUGAACGUAAACAAAGAUUAGCAAAAUUAGAAGAAUCCUUAAAAGAUGAAAGUCUUUCAGAAGAACAAAAAAACGAAAAGCGUCAACAGCAUGCGCAAAAAGAAACGGAAUUUCUUCGUUUAAAACGAUCUCGUCUUGGCGUCGAAGAUUUCGAACCGUUAAAAGUGAUAGGUAGAGGAGCUUUCGGCGAAGUCCGUCUGGUCCAAAAAAAAGACACCGGCCACGUGUACGCGAUGAAGAUCCUCCGGAAAGCCGAUAUGCUCGAAAAAGAACAAGUGGCUCACGUCCGGGCCGAACGGGACAUCCUCGUCGAAGCGGACCAUCAAUGGGUGGUGAAAAUGUUCUACAGUUUUCAAGAUCCGAUCAACUUGUAUUUGAUCAUGGAAUUCCUGCCGGGCGGCGAUAUGAUGACGCUUUUAAUGAAAAAAGACACUCUCUCGGAGGAAUGCACUCAGUUUUAUAUAGUCGAAACGGCUUUGGCGAUCGAUUCGAUACACAAACUCGGUUUUAUACAUAGGGACAUUAAACCGGAUAAUUUAUUGUUGGACGCUAAGGGUCAUUUGAAAUUGAGCGAUUUUGGGUUGUGUACGGGGUUGAAGAAAUCACAUAGAACUGAUUUUUAUAGAGAUUUGAGUCAAGCUAAACCGUCCGAUUUCAUUAUAACAUCAAGUCCAAUGGAUAGUAAGCGAAGGGCGGAAAGUUGGAAGAAAAAUCGAAGAGCAUUAGCUUAUAGUACAGUUGGAACGCCCGAUUAUAUAGCACCGGAAGUGUUUUUACAAACGGGUUAUGGCCCGGCUUGCGAUUGGUGGUCGUUGGGGGUCAUAAUGUACGAAAUGUUAAUCGGAUAUCCACCUUUUUGUUCGGAAAAUCCUCAAGACACGUAUCGGAAAGUAAUGAAUUGGAGGGAAACGCUCGUUUUUCCCGCUGAAGUACCGAUCUCUGAAGAGGCCAAAGACACUAUUAUUAGGUUUUGUUGUGAAGCUGAACGUCGAUUGGGUUCUCAAAAAGGAAUAGAUGAAUUAAAAUUAAUUCCGUUCUUUCGAGGAGUUGAUUGGGAGCAUAUUAGAGAACGACCUGCUGCUAUACCAGUAGAAGUACGAUCAAUCGAUGAUACGUCUAAUUUCGAUGAUUUCCCCGAUGUUAAAUUAGAAAUUCCUUCAGCCCCAAUGACACAAGAAGGUGAUGUAACGUACAAAGACUGGGUCUUCAUUAAUUAUACAUUUAAAAGGUUUGAAGGGUUAACUCAAAGGGGAACACCGACAAAAAAAUAAUGCAAAUUGAAAGUAUUUGUCAAGAAAAAAGGUGAAGAAAAAAGGAUAGAAAGGAAGAACGUGUUGUGUAGCUGAUUGUUUUAUUUGUUUAUUUGCCCGCUAUUUUUUUUUUGGAGAAAGAAAGUGUUCUAAUAGAUAAUUUAGGGCUUGUAUAAUAGGUCUGAAAAGAUAAUUUACGUUUUUUCCUCUUUAGAAAUUAUUACGAAUUAUUAUAAAUAUUGAUUUUUUUAAUUGUAAAUUUUUGAGGAGCUGUGAGAAGUGAAGCAGUUAAAAAAGUGUUUGACUCUCUUAGUAAAAAAAUAAUAACGGUCGUAUUUUAAUUAGG
Messenger RNA from Onthophagus taurus, 2191 nucleotides. RefSeq names its product Serine/threonine-protein kinase tricornered (gene trc). The record is from RefSeq and is a predicted model, not a curated record. Gene Ontology annotation, molecular function: ATP binding; protein serine/threonine kinase activity. Gene Ontology annotation, biological process: protein phosphorylation. Lineage: Eukaryota; Metazoa; Arthropoda; Insecta; Coleoptera; Scarabaeidae.